AUGGAUGUGUCUGUAGACGCCAACAUUCUCGAACAGCUCAAUACCAAUGAGACUAAAGCCCUCCAUGAUAUAAGCGACAGUCUGAGUGCUUGCGGAGUCGGCCGUAUCGUCAACCUUCCGCAAAUCAUCGUCGUUGGGGAUCAAUCCGCUGGAAAGUCGUCCGUUCUUGAGGCUAUUUCUCAUGUUCGCUUUCCGGUUCAAGGGAAUCUUUGCACGAGGUUUGCGACUGAGCUCAUUUUCCGGCGAGCUAAUGAGACUCGAAUCGAUGUGAGUGUCAGAUUUGAAGACAGAUCCAAACCAGCAAAGAGAUUCCAGAGAACUGGGUUUUGUGAGGAUGACUUGGGCGACAUCAUCACGGAAGCCAAAGAGUGCAUGGGCUUUGGCAAGGCCGGGAUGGAGUUCUCCAAGGACGUGCUUCGUCUGGAGAUUGAAGGGCCGAAGAUGUACCCACUGAGUCUCGUUGACCUUCCAGGAUUCUUCCAGGUUGCUACCGAAAACCAGUCAAUUAGUGGUAAAGAAACGGUCGACCAACUUGUUGAGAGCUACAUGCGACAGAAGAACAGUAUUAUUCUUGUGGUUAUCACAGCGAAUAACAACCUUGCCAAUCACUUAGCCCUUCAGAAAGCUAAGAACAUCGAUCCGGAACGACGCCGAACCAUCGGUGUCAUUACGAAGCCUGAUUUGACUCGCCCUGGGUAUGAUGCUGAGAAGGAAUACAUCAAGCUGGCCAAGAAUCAGGAAGCUGCGCAUAAGCUGCAGCUUGGGUGGCAUGUCCUUCGAAACAGAGCCGAGGAUGAGGACAGCUUGGAAGGUCGAGACAAGGUCGAAGAUGCGUUCUUCAAGACGGGUGCUUGGGCAACUAUUCCUUCUGAGAAUCGUGGCAUUGUGAGUUUGCGAAAGAAGCUCAGUCAUGUGCUCUAUAGUCACAUUCGCAACAGUCUGCCUGGAGUCAUUACAGACAUCGAAACGACGCUUAGAGAACGGCAAGAGGAACUCGAUCGUUUGGGAAAGUCUCGAUCCACUCAGGAGGACCUUAGGUCUUUUCUGCUUGCCAUUGCCAGUGACUUUCAGCGGCUCGCCAGAGAUGGCAUAUACGGCCGAUACAAUGAUGAGUUUUUCGGUGGCUUACAGGACGAUCAACGAAAGUUGCGAGCACAGCUGCGGAACUUCAGUCGAGCUUUUGAUCAUAUCCUUCAAACUAAGGGCUCGACCCAUGUCACCGUCUCAGAUGAUGAAAGUGAUUCGGAGGACGAUGAAAUUCCCGUGUAUCUCGAGGAGUUUCUGGAACGUUACCCUUACAACCCUCCCCAGCCGAAGAAAAUCACGAGAAGCGAGCUCGCUGAGCAACUCGAGAAACAAGCCGCUGCCAACCAAGGACUCGAGUUUCCAGGAACUCCUAACAAGGACCUUGCCAUGCAGCUCUUUAAGCAAGAAGCAGCUCCGUGGAGAGGUAUUGCCGAGUCACAUGUCAAGCUGGUAACGACGGUUGCAAAGGCUUUUGUUGAUCAGGUUUUUGAGCAUGUUGUUGGAUCCCCACGGACAAAUCGAACUACUGAGGCGAUCUUGUCAACCUGCGUGGACCCAUUCUUUGAUGAAAAGGAAAAGGUGUUUCAGGAAAAGAUCGACGAACUACUGAGACCUUAUGUUCAAGGUUACGCACUUCCUCUUGACUUGUUGUUCUAUGACAUGCUGUCGAAAUCGUCGGAUCAGAAGCUGGAGAGACGUGUCUCUGCUGUUCUGCAAGAGAAGUACCCUCAUUUAUAUGAGAGCAACACAGCAAAGACAGGAGAUACGAGUAAGAGAGUUGACUCUAAAUCAAUUGCUCAAGACAUCAAUGAGGAAGAUGACCUUGAAGAUAGUGAGUUUGGGAUCAGCAAGGUCAUAGACACGAUGUUGACAUAUUAUAUGAUGUCUCUGCGUACCUUCACCGAUAAUGUCAUCAACCUGGCAGUUGAAAGUUGCCUUGUGUAUGAUAUACCAGAUAUCCUCACACCCACAAAGGUAGAUCGAAUGAGUAAGGAAAGACUUGAGGAGUUGGCUGGAGAGUCGGAUGAUACAUCGUCUCGAAGAAAGAGCCUGCAGGAGGAGGUCGAGAUCCUCAGACAGGUUUUGGCCCAAUGCCGGCGAUAUAAGCCAAGAGCAGUAACACCGUUGCCUUCUGCUGCAAAUGAGCCUCAAGGCAAUGCCCCGACUACAUCUAACAAAGUUCCUUCGGAAAACGGCAAGAAGACGAGCCCCCCAAGCGUUAUCAACGCUCCUAAAGCUCAGUUCAAUGGCUGGACGGCAAUCCCCGACUUGCCCAAGGCUGAGGAUCCUUCCAAGUUCUUGAAUACUCCGGCAAAACCAUCGAGCCCAGCGCCAUCAGUAGCAAAGCCUUUCCCAACCUUCGGAGGCGGCUCUGGGCUAUUUGGCUCCGGAGUCGCGCCUCCAAUCCAAUUUCAGUGGAAUCCCUCCAACGACACCAAGAAGUAG
Molecule: messenger RNA, 2472 nt
Organism: Fusarium fujikuroi IMI 58289
Lineage: Eukaryota; Fungi; Ascomycota; Sordariomycetes; Hypocreales; Nectriaceae
Product: related to interferon-regulated resistance GTP-binding protein
Exons: 3
Coding region: 1-2472 (823 amino acids)
Cellular component (GO): membrane; cytoplasm; microtubule
Molecular function (GO): GTPase activity; microtubule binding; GTP binding
Source: RefSeq, a predicted model, not a curated record